GGGCUAUCGCCUCCAGCCGGGCAGCCUCUGAGUUCCCAGCCUUUCCUUGCCACAAUGACCAGAUCCUGGCUGUGUUUGUCGUUGCUCCUCGUGGGAGCCCUGCUCCUGGGGCAGCCGGCAUGGGGGGCAGAAGAAGAAGAGCAGCCCUCCUCAGGAGAGUUAGGAGAGCCACUUGUCCCAGAGGAAGGUGAGGAACAGAUGGCGCCACCUUUGGCCGAAGAAGAAGAAGAAGAAGAGGGGGAUUUGCAAGAGGAGGAGGAACCCACUUCGGAAAGCCUGGAAGAUUCAGGCUUCUGGCGGCCACACAACUCGGAGGAACAUGAAAGGAUGAUUGCUCAGGUGGAAAGAAGGUUUAUGGAAGAGGAUGCGGCAUACAGCGCACAGCCAGUGCACAACUUCAUGAAGCAUAUGGCGGUGGCUCACUAUAACAAGGAAGAUUGGCGAAGCAAUUACUACAAGCACUAUGAGAGCAGCCAUAUGGAUGUCGAGAAGGCGCAAGGGGUAAUAGCCACCUUUGAGAUGACUUUGGCGAAAACCAACUGCACAAAGGAUGACGUGAGCAACCGUGAGGAUUUCGGCACGCGGUACUCCGAUCCGUACUUGGAGAGCUGGGGUUGUGUGCUACUACCUGAAUCCGAACAGGAGAAAUUCGACUGCACGUUUACAGUAUUUAUAGAUGAGAAGUAUGGAGGGGCAACUGUGAUUGACCAUGAUUGCGAACCUGUUCCUAGAAGAAUGGAAGCAGUCUCUAGAGAAGAGGGGGAGGAGGAGGAGGAAGAAGAAGUGUUCGAACCCUCCCUUGAAGAGUGAUGAAGAUUUGGCCUCCUCUCUGAAUGCUGAUGCCCACUUUUGCUGGCAGCGGUGGGAGAGAAGCCCCCGCUUGAUUUCCCCCUUUCCUUCCUUCCUUCCGCACUUGCAAUGUAAUCACUUAGAAACAAGCCAGAAAACUCUCCCAAUAAAAGGAGGCGUUGGAAUCCACCGCAGUCCCCUCCACACCCCAGAAUCGCUCUCUUCCCACUGUUCCAAAGUAGGAUAAUAAAAUUGACUUGCACAAGCA
Molecule: messenger RNA, 1057 nt
Organism: Lacerta agilis (Sand lizard)
Lineage: Eukaryota; Metazoa; Chordata; Lepidosauria; Squamata; Lacertidae
Exons: 3
Coding region: 55-810 (251 amino acids)
Source: RefSeq, a predicted model, not a curated record